AAAAUUUUCAAGUUAAUCUGCUUUUGCAUCUUGAUGGCCACACUUCGCCAAUAAUUUUUUUGACAUAUUAUCGAGUAUUAUUAAUGACAUCACUUAAAUUGUUGGUGGUCAAAUUUGUUUACCUUCCUCGCAGAUUCAUUAUUCUUAACUAUAAUAUAAUAUUCCUGAGUAAUAGUGAAGUAUUAAAAACCACUAAACAUGGAAAUUCAAAUGGAAAAACAUAAAAUUGAAAGUGCUGAUUUAAAGAAAUGUGGAGAAAUUACUACUCAUUUGUCAAUUGCAAAAGAAUUUUUCUUAAAUUGUAGCUUUUGCGACUACACUUUUCUUCAGUUAGGAGAUUUCAUUCAACACAUUUGUGAGGAUCAUCUGUGUCAUUUUAUGAACCCUAAAGUUCAGGAUGAAGAUGAUAAUUCCUUGCAAGAAGAUAUUGAACAAGAUAACAACUUUUCGACGACAGUUUCAAAUGAGGAAGAUAUGGACGAUUAUGAUGCACAGUUCUCGGCGACAGAUUCGAAUGAGGACAGCGAUGACAGUAAAACGAAUUUACAUGACUUUGAAAAAGUUGAAAUAGAGUUGGACGAUAACCAGGUGAAAAAAGAGUUGAACAUAACGGUUGGAUACGCCAGCGAAGAUGCUGAAGAUAGUAUCAGCGAAAGUGAAACAGAAAAAAAUUAUAUUGAUAAUGAAGAUGAUGUAGAGAACUCUGAAAUUGCGGUUCAUUUAAAGGAAAAUUAUACAUCUGAAAAAAAUAUUUAUAAAGGAUGUAAUACAGAAAAUUCUGAGAUUGCUGCUUAUAUAGAGGAACUUGGUUUAAAUGGAUCGUUUAAUAAAAAUAAGAUGCUCGCAAUAUUUGAAGGGUAUGAAAAGCGGCCUUUUCUGUGGGAUAACGAUUUGCAAUUACCCAGAGAUAAUAAGAAAAGAGAGAAGGAAAUUAAAAAUAUUGCUGAAGAAGUGGGUAUUCCAAGCGAAUGGGAGUCAAUUCGUAAAAUGAUUGCAAAAUUAAGCAGUAAGCUUCGGACUGAAUUGGUACGGAAAAAAAUUUAUCUUUCUAAAGGCAAAAUAUAUACACCUGUUUGGUAUAACGAUCUUACUAUGUUUUUAAAGCCAAAACGAAAAAAAGUUGAGGUAAAACCAAAACCGUUACUGAGGAAAUUCACAACUCCAGAAACCAUUUUAAAUGAUGAACAAGCUAUAGUUUUAGCUAAAAUUUAUAACAGUCUGUCCACUCUUUGGGAUGAAACAGAAAUUACAUACAGAUUUAGUAAUAGAAGGCGAGAAGCUUUACAAAUGCUACUUAAAGAUUUUAAUAAGCAAACUGGAUUAAACCUCACAAAAUAUGAUAUGGAAUGCGAAAUUUCAAGACUUCGAAAGCUUGCUUCUAAUGAGAAAAGACAAAAAUUUGUGUGUAAACGACAAAAUAAGAUUUUUAAGCCCUCGUGCACAUUUUACAGUCACAUCGCAUUUCUUGAGACUGACGUUUCGCCUUACGAAUGUCCAAUAUGUGAAAAGUUAUUUAGUGGCACACAACAAUACAAGGUGCAUUUGGCAUCACAUGAUGGUUCGUUGCCAUUUAAGUGUCACAUUUGUGGGCAUGGUUUUAAGUUGAUGACCAAUUUAACGGUACAUUUACGUAGGCAUGCUCAUGACUACUUGUAUAAGUGUGAAGUGUGCGACAAACCCUGUGCAACAACAACCGAAUUGAGGACUCACAUGCGAUGUCAUACUGGGGAAAAACCAUAUGUUUGUGAAAUUUGUGGCAAAAAAUAUCGAUCAUUAGCAGAAUUGAGGCCGCAUAAAUUACGCCACGAUAAAAAACCUCGCUGUCAAUGUGAAAUUUGUAAUAAAACAUUCUAUAUGAGAUCUUUGUUGACAAAACACAUGCGUGUGCAUUCCGCAGUGCGAGACAAAUUAUGCAGUAUAUGUAAAAAAGGAUUUACCAGUAAUAAACAUCUACGUCAACACAUGCUAAUCCAUUCUUCCGAAAAGAAAUAUGCAUGUAAUAUAUGUGGUAAACGUUUUGCACAGUAUGCUGGACUUAGCGGCCAUGUGAAGUCACAUGGUACGACAUUAAUUGAGAUUAGUUCUAAAAGUGUUGAUUUAGUACAAGAAGAUCAGGAAGUCAAGUGCAAAACUGAGCUUAGCGCAAUUGUUCUUCCUGCAACAACAACAGCUCAAAAAAUGUCAAUGCCCGGAAGUCUUUUAAAUGAUGUUCAAAGCGUUCUCUUAGCGGAAAUAUAUGUAUAUAAACAGUAUUCUUGUCUUUGGGAUGAAACAGAUAUAGCAUACAGAUUCGGCAAUAGACGACGAGAAGCUGUAAAAGCUGUUCACGAUAAAUUUAAUAAAAAAACAAGUUUAAGUCUGACACGUUACGAUAUCGGAUGUGAAAUUGGACGACUUCGAAAAAUAUGCUCUCAUGAAAAAAGACUAAAAAUAUUAUGCAAACAACAAAAUAAGAACUAUAGGCCAAGUUGCAAAUUUUAUGAACACAUUUCAUAUCUCGAAGUAGAUGUUACUCCCUAUGAAUGUUCGAUAUGUGGGAAAAUAAGUGCGGGCGUAUGUCAGUACAAAGUGCAUGUUGCAUCUCAUGAUGGUUCACUUCCAUUUAAAUGCCAUGUGUGUGGUCAUGGUUUUAAGUUGACCACAAAUUUAUCGGUACAUUUACGAAGGCAUGUACACGACUACUUAUAUAAAUGUGAGGUAUGCAGCAAGCCGUGCGCAACGACCACAGAAAUAAAAAUCCAUAUGCGCUCACACACCGGUGAAAAGCCAUACGUUUGCGAUGUCUGCGGUAAAAAUUUUCGUACUUCGUCAAAAAUUAAUAUGCACAUGCGAAAGCAUGAGAAUAAGCCUACCCACAGGUGUGAAAUAUGCAAUAAGGGUUUCUAUAGUAAAGGUUUUUAUAGAGAACACAUGAAAGUGCACCAAAAUGUGCGAGAUAAAAUUUGCAAUAUUUGUAAUAAAGGUUUUACAAGUACCAAGCAUCUGCGACAACACAAACAGAUCCAUGCUAUAGAAAAGAAAUAUGCCUGCAAGAUCUGUGAUAAACGAUUUGCUCAAUAUGCCGGUUUGAGUGCUCAUAUGAAGUCACAUGGUACCAAGAAUGAUAUAAACAAGAUUGCCAACUUGGCAUGUCUCAUACCGCGUGUUUGCCGCCAAUGCUCCUCCCUGCCCACUCCUUCUUCCUUGCGAAGUAGCUCCUUUAUGGCAAACGAUGACAAAAGCUGUAUAUUAAAUGGAUUUGAGAGAGUUGAAAUAGAACUGGAUACAGGAAUGGAUACUGCGUUACAUAUGAAAGAAGAAGUUAUUUCAAGCGAAUUUAUAAGUGAAGACAACGGGAUUAACAAUCUCAAUAGUCCCGAGAAGAUAGUUGAUUAUAAUUCUAAAGAUUUAACUGAUUCAAAAAUAGUAAGAGACGUCAAAGGUGUGGAUGAAAAAGAGUUCACUCUUGAGCUAAUAGAUUUGUACCGAAAUUUACCAUCACUAUGGAACAAUAAACAUAAACAUUAUAUGAACAAAAACAAAAGACGAGAAGAUUUUGAUAUUUUAUUAAAUAAGUAUAGAGAAAAAUAUCCCGAUGCCAAUAGAACAGUUGUUAUAAAAAAAAUUAAAAAUCUCCGAUCAGCAUAUCGUCGCGAAUUAAAAAGAUGUCCUCCAAAUGUAAUAUCCCGUCUGUACUAUUUUGAAUCCAUGGAUUUUUUGAAGAACAACUAUUUAGCUGAAAAAAAGAUAUCGUUUAAAGUCUACGAUAAUGUAAAAACUGAGAUGGAUGCUGAUUUCGCCAAUAACUCUAAUAUUUCUACCUCAGAGACCAAUGAAACCCAGUAUAAAAAUACUCUUAAAGAAUAUGAAGACGACUUUAACUCUGAGAAAAAAUUCGUUAUUGAGCUUAUUGAAUUGUACCACACUUUACCGGCGUUGUGGGAUAGGAAAUGUAUUCAAUACAACGAUCGUGAAUCCAAAGCAAUACAAUACAAUAUUUUGCUAGAAAAAUAUAAGGAAAGAUAUCCAGAUGCUAACAAAAAAGACGUUAAAAGGAAAAUGAGUUGUCUACGAACAAAUGUGCAACGAGAAUUUAAGCGUCCUUUUAGAACAAAUUUAUACUAUUUUGAUGCAUUGCAAUUUAUUUGCAACACUGAAGUCCAAAGCGAAAAUCAGAACUUAUUGAAUGAUCUUGACGAUUCAAGUGAUAUUUCCAUGGAUGGAGAUAACGAAGAACGUACAGAUGAAAUAAGAGAAAUUGACAGUGAUACAGAGUACACCGAAAUUUCAAAAGUAAAACAAAGUGAAACUGAGCAUGAUAUGGAUAAUGAACAGAAUGAAAAGCUUACGACUGAAAGAAAAUUCAUUAUUGAAUUUUUAAAUUUGUAUCGUACUUUACCCGCUCUUUGGGAUUUUAACAAUGCGUCUUAUCAAAAUCGAGCAAUUAAAAAUGAGCAAUACGAAAUUAUGCUUACAAAAUACAGAGAAAUAAUGCCUAAUGCCAAUAUAUUUGACGUUAAGAAAAAGAUUGCUACUCUGCGUUCGAAUUUCCAUCGAGAGGUAAAACGAUUGAGCACAUCUAAAUUGAAAAAGCCUGCUCUGUUUUACUAUGAUGCCAUAAGUUUUAUACGAAAAAAUGAAUCUGAGUGUGAUGGACAAGAUAGAAUGGAUGGUUUAAAUGAAGAUGGGGAUAUCUCUAUGGAAGGCAACAACAUUGAAUCAACGAAAGAAAUUAAUGUGAACGAAAAUAUAUCUCAAUGUACUGCACUUACCGAGGAACACCAAUUUAUUAUUGAGUUCAUUAAUUUGUACCGUUCUUUACCGGCUCUGUGGGAUAUGAACAUCAAAUCAUAUUAUGACCGAAAUAUAAGAAACAGAUAUUAUGAAGUAAUGCUUGCAAAAUACAGAGAAAUAAUGCCCAAUGCCAAUAUGUUGGAUGCUAAGAAAAAAAUCGCUACUCUGCGUUCGAAUUUUCAGCGGGAAGCGAAACGGUUACGCGAGUCCAAAAUGGAAGAACCCUCUUUAUAUUACUAUGAUGCAAUGAGUUUUCUACGUAACAAUUAUUCCGAUUGUGAAAAGGAAAUGGAGCAAAUCCUGGAAGAAAACGGAGAUUAUGAUUCUUUGGAUGAAAUUGACGACUCCGAAGAUGAUUCAUUUGUAGAACAGACAGACUUCUUACUAUAUACCGAGGAAGAUACACAAGAUCCAAUUGAAAGGAAAUUCACUUUAGAAUUAAUCGAAGUAUAUCACUCUCUCCGCGCAUUGUGGAAAAGGAAGAAUAAACAUUUUUUUAAUAGAGAAUUUAGAAAGACACAGUAUGAAAUUUUGCUAACAAAGUACAGAGAAAUGUAUCCCAAUGCUGAACUGAAGGACAUAAGGAGCAAAAUAUACAGUCUCCGAACAAACUUUUUCACGGAAUUGAAACGUGUUGGCGCAAAAGGAACAUCUAACCGAUACUAUUUUGAUGCAUUGAGCUUUCUACGCACUAACAAUAAACCAGCAGAGAAUUUAGAAAAAGUUAAGGUGCAACGAAAACGGAGUACAAUUAAAUUCACCCCACCAAAAGACACUUUAAAUGUUGCACAAUGCGUGAUGCUGGCAGAUAUGUAUAAAGGAUUCCCAUGUCUUUGGGAUGAAACAAAUAUAUCAUUUAGAUUCAAUAAUAGGCGACAAGAAGCAUUAACUGCUCUUCAAGAAGAAUUUAAUAAACAAUCUGGAAAAAAUCUAACACAAGAUGAAUUGAAAAACGAAAUCGCACGACUGCGCAAAAUAUGUACUAAAGAAAAGAAGCAAAAAUUAUUUCGUCAACGAGAAGGUUUGAUUUAUGAACCAACAUGUGAAUAUUAUGACCACAUUACAUUUCUAGAGGUCCACGUACAACCUUUUAUAUGUACGAUAUGCCAAAAAUUAGAUUUCAGUUUAGAUCAACAUAAAAUACAUUUGGCAUCACAUGAUGGUUCUUCACCAUUCAAAUGUCCUCUAUGUGGACGUGGGUUUCAGGCGGCAACUAAUUUUACUACUCAUUUACGGAGACAUGUACAAGAUUACAUUUAUAAAUGUGAGAUUUGCAAUAAGGCACUCGCAACAACUACAGAUUUGAAAACACAUAUGCGUGUUCAUACCGGCGAAAAGCCAUUUAUUUGUGAGAUUUGUGGCAAAAGUUAUCGAUCCUUAUCACAAUUUAAUUCACAUAUGCAUUGUCACGACGAUAAACCGCAAUAUAAGUGUGAUCUUUGCGAUAAAUCGUUCUAUAAAAAAAUUACCCGAAAAGAACAUAUAAGCUGUGUUCAUCACAAAGUGCGUGAUAAAAUCUGCCCAAUAUGCAAUAAAGCAUUCAAAAGCACAAAACACUUACGUCAACACAAAGAAAUACACGCUGUCGAAAAAAAAUAUGUGUGUAAGAUUUGUGACAAACGCUUUGCACAAUAUGCUGGACUUAAUGGACAUGUGAAGACACAUGGCACAACACUCACUGAAAUGUCCUGUAAAAGCACUGAUAUGCAUAAAAAGUUUUUUUAUAAUUUUAAAUAUUCUGUUUAUUUGGAUGAAAAACACAUGAUGGCGUUGGGUUUUGAAAAACAAAUAAUAGAAUGUAGUAAAUUAAAGAAAUGUGGAGAAAUAACUACAAUGCUGUCAGUGGGAAAGAAAGAAUUUUUCUUGAACUGCGAAUUUUGUGAUUAUUCCUUUUUGCAAUUGGAGAAUUUUAUGCAACACAUGUGCGAAGACCACUUAGUCGAAAUAAAUCAAGCAAAGGUAGAGGAAGUAGAAAAUGAAAUUGAUCAAUAUGAUGAAGAAAUAGAAGACUUGGAAGAAUGUCUAAAUUCGGUAAAAAAUUUAGAGGAGGAGGAUGAUGAUGAUUUUAAUAUGAGAGACUUUGAAAGAGUCGAAAUUGAACUGGAUACAAGUGACAUUAAGCGUCCUGUUGUCAUUAAAGAGGAAUUAACCCCAAAAGAUUUCGUUGACGAAGACAGUACGGAAAAUGAUAACUUUGAAAUUAAUGAAAGCCAUGAAUUGGCAGAGCAUAAAUACAAAUCUAGCAGCGAUUUUGACUACGAAGAAUCUUAUAAUUUAGAAGAAAGUGAUACUAAGCCGCCUGAAAACAGUCCAAAAACAAAAUCUAGUAACUGUGACGCAAAACGAAGAUUUAUUAUAGAACUUAUAGAAGUAUAUCAUUCAUGCAGGGCACUGUGGGAUUCGAAGUGCGACUCUUAUACCGAUAGAUUGGUACGCAACCAACAAUAUGAUAUCUUACUUGAAAAAUAUAAAGAAAAGUAUCCAAAUGCUACAAAAGAUGACGUCAGGCAAAAGAUUUUUAGAUUGCGUACAACUUUUCGACGAGAAUCCAAACGGAUAUCGGCAUUUGAGAAGUCAACUCUUUACUAUUUUGAUGCAAUGACAUUUUUGUUGGACAACGAUAAGCGUGAGGAGUAUAUCGAAAGAAGAAAUUUGGAAAGAUCAGAGUAUAAUUGUAAACAAUUCAUAAAGAAACCCCCACCUCUAGAAAGCCUUUUGAAUGACGACCAAUUUAUUACGCUUGCUAAAAUAUACCAGAGAUAUCCAAGCCUUUGGGAUGAAAAUGAUAUAGCGUAUCGAUUCAGUAACCGACGUCGGGAAGCUUCAAAAUCUGUUUAUGAAGAAUUUAAGAGUGAAACCGGUUUAAAUUUAGAGAAGCAGGAAUUGGAAAGAGAAAUCCUACGGUUACGAAAAGCUUGCUCCAUUGAAAAGAAAGAAAAAAUAUUGUGCAAACAAAAAAAUAUCGAGUAUAAGCCUAUAUGUCCUUAUUACGAACACAUUACAUUCCUGGAAGUUGAUGUAAAUCCAUAUGUAUGUACAAUAUGUGAAAAAGUAGUUUCUGGUUCUGGCCUGUAUAAAGUACAUUUAGCAUCUCAUGAUGGUUCGCUUCCAUUUAAAUGCCAUAUUUGCGGACAUGGAUUUAAAUUAGCAACAAAUUUAACUGUACAUUUACGAAGGCAUGUGCAUGACUACACUUAUAGUUGUCAAAUUUGUAAUAAGCCCUGUGCAACCACAACAGAGUUAAAGGUUCAUAUGCGUUUUCAUACAGGAGAAAAACCCUAUGUUUGUGACAUAUGUGGAAAUAAAUUCCAAACAGCAUCAAAAUUUAAUACACAUAUGCGGCGUCAUGAAAAUCGACCACGUCAUAGAUGUGAAGUAUGCGGAAAAGGUUUCUACACCAAAGGACUAUAUAAAGAGCACAUGAGCGUUCACCGAUCUACAAGAGACCAAAUAUGCGAUAUAUGCAACAAAGGAUUCAAAAGCCCCAUGCAGUUAAAACAACAUAAACGUAUACAUGACGCCUUCAAAAAAUAUGGAUGCAAAAUUUGUGGGAAACGUUUUGCCCAGUACGCUGGUCUAAGUGGUCAUAUGAAGUCACAUGGCACAAAGUUAUCCGCGAAAAAAACACCCGAAGAAUUAAAUGAAUUUUCAGAAGUUUUCUUUGGUGAAAAUUCAGGCAGUACGAAGAGUCAAGAUACAUAUGGAAUCAAUGAUGUAUAAUUGUAAAGGUUAUUAAUUUAUUUUCAUAAUGUGCAUAAGUAUGUAAUUGGUAAUAAGGAGUAAUUUUUUUCUAUGAGCUUAAUUCAAGCAUAAAAUAAAAAUAUUGUUUCAAAGCUUA
Molecule: messenger RNA, 8611 nt
Organism: Bactrocera neohumeralis
Lineage: Eukaryota; Metazoa; Arthropoda; Insecta; Diptera; Tephritidae
Biological process (GO): regulation of transcription by RNA polymerase II
Molecular function (GO): DNA-binding transcription factor activity; RNA polymerase II cis-regulatory region sequence-specific DNA binding
Source: RefSeq, a predicted model, not a curated record